This is a messenger RNA of Ostrinia furnacalis (Asian corn borer), 1554 nucleotides long. RefSeq names its product DnaJ (Hsp40) homolog 1 (gene DnaJ-1). Gene Ontology annotation, biological process: protein folding; response to heat. The coding region runs from base 96 to 1310 and encodes 404 amino acids. Gene Ontology annotation, molecular function: ATP binding; Hsp70 protein binding. Lineage: Eukaryota; Metazoa; Arthropoda; Insecta; Lepidoptera; Crambidae. The record is from RefSeq and is a predicted model, not a curated record. The transcript has 2 exons.
ACUCAUUCAUUCUUUUGUAGUUCAUUGGUCAUUUCACUCACUCAAUUACUUCCUCAUUCCUUGAUCCCUUCUUUCUUUUACAUCUUGAGGGAAAAAUGGCUGAUAACAAAUUAUACGAAAUAUUGGGAGUCCCAAGAAGUGCAAGUGAAUCUGAAAUAAAAAGGAGCUACCACAAGUUGGCAAAAGAAUUUCAUCCGGACAAAAAUCCAGCUGCCGGUGACAAAUUUAAGGAAAUCAGUUACGCUUAUGAAGUAUUGUCCGACCCAAAGAAAAGAACAAUUUACGACAAGCAUGGGUUGAAAGGUUUACAAGAAGGUGGUGGCCAGGGAGGGUUUCAGCCGGAUGACAUAUUUGGACAAUUCUUUGGUGAUAUUUUCGGGAUGGGUGGUGGCAGCAGAGGUCGAGGACCAGCUCGAGGCGAAGACACCAUCCAUCCACUAAAAGUGACACUAGAAGAUAUGUAUGUCGGAAAAACAGCGAAACUGCAGCUCAGUAAAAAUGUGAUUUGCGGCCCUUGUAAAGGUAUUGGUGGAAAACCUGGUGCUGUUGUGCCGUGUAAAGAUUGCCACGGUCAAGGUAUCAAAGUCUCGUAUCAGCAGAUUGCGCCACAUAUGACUCGCCAGUACCAAACUCGUUGUCCGACAUGCCAAGGUCAGGGAGAAACCAUUAAUGAGAAGGACAAGUGCCCUAAAUGCAAGGGCAAGAAAGUCUUAAAUGAGACAAAAAUAUUGGAAGUGCAUAUUGAAAAGGGAAUGCGUGAAAAUCAGAAGAUAUUCUUCAGAGGUGAAGGAGAUCAACAGCCUGACACCCAACCUGGAGAUGUGAUUAUUGUGCUACAGCAAAAGGCUCAUGAUGUGUUUCAAAGAACUGGUGAUGAUCUCAUCAUGAAACGUGAGGUCAGUCUGACUGAGGCUCUAUGUGGUUUCGAGUUUGUAGUUAAGCAUUUGGAUGGCAGGGACUUGCUUGUCAGACAUUCCCCAGGAGAAAUUAUAAAGCCAGGGGAUUUAAAAGGCAUACAGGGUGAAGGAAUGCCGCAAUAUAAAAAUCCAUUUGAGAAAGGAAACUUGUACAUAAAAUUUGAUGUUGUGUUCCCUGAAAAUAACUUUGCAACUGAAGAACAAUUAAAACAAAUUGAAACAAUACUUCCACCACGCGCUGCCUUUGUUAUGCCCACUGGAGAGGAUGUAGAAGAAGUAAACCUUAUGGAGUAUACAGCUAGUGAAAGGGGUCGUGGCCGAGAGGAAGCAUAUGCUAGUGAUGACGAAGAGCACAUGCACGCUGGCCCUGGGGUUCAAUGCGCUCAUCAGUAGUUCAAUUAAUCCAGCAUGGAUUUUUACUCAAACCUCACACUAUGUAAUUUUAUCAUAGGUAGUCUAAUGAUAUAUAAAUUUAAUAAAACACCGCAGAUUUCAUAAUGUAAUUAUUGACACAUGCAAUAUUUGUGACCAAAUUGUCUGUGGUUAAUUAUUGUAUCUAAAGGCCACAAACAAAAUCAUUUUUUAUUAUAACACUGUAGUAGCAUAUUAUAUUUAGAUAACUUAUUUUUUAUGUUCA